AAAUAGAAAAAAAAAUGGCCUCUGCUCAGGUCUUCAACAUUACCCUCCCGGCCCUGCCGGAGGGUUGGUCUGCCGAUAAGGAUUUCAAGGCUGUGGGCUCUGUGUCUGCUGCGACGCAACGCAACCUGGAGCCGGUUGGCCCUCACUUCCUGGCCCACGCUCGCCGGAAGCGCCACCAGCGCACCUUCUCGGAGGACGAGAGAAUCCAGGCCCAACAGAACGUCAAGAAGACCGAGGAGGAUGAGGACGAUGAGAUUUCUGAGCCGGAAGACCCUAUGAUGCUGUCCAGGGAUGCCAAGGACUGGAAGGCGCAAGACCACUAUGCUGUUCUCGGUCUGAGCAAGUACCGCUGGCGCGCGACCCCCGAGCAGAUCAAGCGUGCCCACCGCAAGAAGGUGCUCCGUCACCACCCCGACAAGAAGGCUGCUAUGGGUCAGACCGACGAGAACGACAACUUCUUCAAGUGCAUACAGAAGGCUACCGAACUGCUCCUGGACCCCGUCAGACGUCGCCAGUUCGACUCUGUCGACGAGGCUGCUGACGUUGAGCCCCCCACCAAGAAGGAGGCCGCCAAGGGCAACUUCUACAAGCUCUGGAGCAAGGCGUUUGUUGCCGAGGGCCGUUUCUCCAAGAAGCAGCCCGUGCCGACACUUGGCAACGAGGACAGCACCAAGGAAGAGGUCGAGGGCUUCUACGACUUCUGGUACAACUUUGACAGCUGGCGUACCUUCGAGUACCUCGACGAGGAUGUGCCCGAUGACAACGAGAACCGUGAUCAGAAGCGUCACGUGGAGAAGAAGAACGCCAACGCUCGCCGCAAGCGCAAGACCGAGGACAACACUCGCCUGCGCCACAUGAUUGACGAGUGUCUUGCCAACGAUGAGCGGAUCAAGAAGUUCCGUCAGCAGGCCCGCGCCGGCAAGGACAAGAAGCGUCUGGAGAAGGAGGCGGAAGCCAAGCGUCUUGCUGAGGAGAAGGAGAAGGCCCGUGUGGAGGAGGAGCAGCGUAAGAAGGAGGCCGAGGAGACGGCCAAGGCCGACCGCGAGAAGACGAAGAAGGCCAAGGAGGCGGCCAAGAACGCCGCCAAGAAGAACAAGCGUGUGCUCAAGGGCGCCGUCAAGGAGGUCAACUACUUUGUUGAGGGUGGUGACGCCUCCGCCGGCCAAGUGGACGCUGUCCUCGGUGACGUCGAGCUCCUCAUGAGCAAGAUCGACCACGAGGAGCUGGCCGCCCUGGCCGAGAGCCUGACGGCUGCCGGCAAGGACGGGGCCGCUGUCAAGGCGGCUUAUGCCGCCCAGGCCAAGCAGCUGGUGGAGGCCGGCAAGCUUAAGGAGGGCGAACUCAAGACCUUUGCUUGAUUUUUCCUUUUCCUAUUUGUCUAUUCUCUUGCCUUUUUUGAUUCCUAGACUACAGCAUGGAUUUGUUCUCAUGUGGUAGACGUGAUGGCUGGACGACCUUCAGGUGCAUAUAGAUCGCACUGUUG
This is a messenger RNA of Penicilliopsis zonata CBS 506.65, 1483 nucleotides long. RefSeq lists its product as hypothetical. The transcript is spliced from 3 exons. Gene Ontology annotation, molecular function: Hsp70 protein binding; ribosome binding. The record is from RefSeq and is a predicted model, not a curated record. NCBI's taxonomy places the organism in Eukaryota, Fungi, Ascomycota, Eurotiomycetes, Eurotiales, Aspergillaceae. Gene Ontology annotation, cellular component: cytosol. Bases 15 to 1358 code for a protein of 447 amino acids. Gene Ontology annotation, biological process: regulation of translational fidelity; 'de novo' cotranslational protein folding.